AUGCGCAUUUGUUCUAGCCAUUUGAAAACGUGCUUCUGCUUUAUGAAGUUCCAACACGUUGCUACAACCGUUAGGUUGAGCUUCACUUUCACUUUGGAAAUAACCCAGUUUUGCGGAAAUAACUAUAGUAUUAACUCAUACCCUAGUACAUUAGAUAAUAUUGACUUGGAAUUGGCUAUUGGCAUGUUUCCUGAAUGUGUGUUAAUAGUUUCAGAACCCAAUACAACUAACGACGAAACGGUAUUCGACAGAAAAAUAGAGAAGAUAAAAGAUCCUUUAGAAAAUACAAAGAAAGGCAAAAGAAAAACAAAUGAAGAGAAGUCAGAAGCUAAAAAAUCAAAGCCUAAAGAGAUUCCAGUAUAUUAUAGAAAAAGAGUUCCAAUUGUAGAAUAUAAAAAUCCAUUUGAUUAUUUUGCUUUUGAGAAUAAUCUACUGACUGCGUCCGCAAUGAAGAAACGAUCAUUGAGAGAAGAAGAAAUACAAAAUACAACAACUGAUGAUAUUCAGUUCGAAUGUAGAAUUUGUUACAAAAAACAUGGGAGCAAAGACAGCUUGUUUAAUCACUAUGAAAUGCAUAAAGCAAUAUCAGAUCUGUUAGAUGAUGCAACUGAAGAUCAAGUAGAAAGUAUGGAAGAGGGAAAAAUUACUUGUGACCUAUGUCAAGUUAGUUUUAAAGAUAAAUGGAAUUAUAAUCAUCACGUUUUACGAACACACAAAUCAAAGGAACAUUACUGCGACAUAUGUAAGAGAAACUACGACAAUGAGUACAGGUUGAGCAUCCACAAUGCGACUCAUAGCUCAGAUCCCCAUACAUUUGUUUGUGUUGUUUGUAAAACAUUCAGUACUCCAAAUAAAGAAUCCUUAUACGCUCAUAUUCGUUCCGAACAUCUAAGCGCUCUCGACACAAAUGUCAUCUUCAGAGCUAAUGGUCAAAGUAUAAAAAAGUACCACUACUUCGAGUUGUUUUACGGAAAUAACGAUAUUAUCACAUAUCCUAGUACAUUAGAUAAUAUGGACUUGGAAUUGGAUAUUGGCAUAUUUCCUGAAUGUUUGCUAGUAGUUUCAGAACCCAAUACAACUAAUGAAAUGAUAUUCGACAAAAAACAAGAGGAAAUAACAGAUCCUUUGAAAGAUACAAAGAAAGGUAAAAGAAAAACAAACAGAGGAAAAUCAGAAGCUAAAAAGUCAAAAUCUAAAGAGAUUCCAGUAAAUGCAUAUGCAAUGAAGCAACGAUCAUUGACAAAAAAAGAGAUGAAAAAUACAACGAAUGAUUUUCUAUGGGAAUGUAAAAUUUGUUGCAAGGAAUAUAGGAGCAAUGACAGUUUAUGUGAUCAUUACGAAAUGCACAAAACAAUGUUAGAUCAGUUAGACGAUUCAACUGAAGAUCAAAUAGAAAGUAUGAAAGAAGAAAAGAAAAUUCCUCAUGCUAGAAAAAAAUUGUCGAGUAACGUCACUACCCCUAUGAAAAUUCCAGUUAGUGCUAAGGAAUACAAAAAUCCUUUUGAUUAUUGUGCUGAACGAUGUAAAACCACUUGGAAAUGUAAAUUCUGUUUCGAAAACCUCGAGAGCAAAAGUACCUUGUUAGAACAUUACGAAAUGCAUAAAAAAGUAAUAGAUAAAUUAGAAGAUGAAACCCCAAAAGUCAAUGAAGAUAAAAAAUCCGUUAAAUGCGACCUCUGCCUUACUGAGUACAAAGACAAAUGGAGGUAUGAGAGACAUCUUCUUAAUUUUCAUGGAAUACAAGAAGACUUAUAUUGCGCUUUGUGUAAAAUUAGAUUUGCAUCUAAAGCGUCUUUUCACAACCACAGAAUGAUACAUGCCAAGCAGACUGGACCAAUUGGUUGUGAUAUGUGUUCCUUGCAGUUUAGUACAGAACGUAGACUAUUUGAACACAAGCAAGAGGUACAUGUUCAACUCACUCGGUACAAAUGCUUCAAAUGCGAUCUGACUUUACCUUUUAAAACGAACCUGGAUGAGCACAACAGGCGUAUCCACACUUCUACAGAGAACUCUUACUUGUGUAACAUCUGCGGAAGGGGCUAUCCCAGAUUAGGACCACUGACGCACCAUAUGAAGAUUCAUAACGAGGGGCAGUAUGUAUGUUCGGUUUGUGGAAAGAAAUUCAAACAAAAACAGAACCUGAAAAUUCAUUCAAGGGUUCAUACUGGUGAGAAACCUUUCAAAUGCCAUAUUUGCGAUAAGUCUUUCAGUCAGAAGCCUCCUCUGAACGUACAUUUAAGAAUACACUCAGGAGAAAGGCGAUUUGCUUGCAAAAUCUGCAAAAAAGGAUUUGUUACUAAGACUAUUAGGGACUAUCACGAGAAAAAUUGUUCGAAUAUAAAAAAGAAAAUAUAA
This is a messenger RNA of Diabrotica virgifera virgifera (western corn rootworm), 2355 nucleotides long. RefSeq names its product zinc finger protein 845-like. Gene Ontology annotation, cellular component: nucleus. The record is from RefSeq and is a predicted model, not a curated record. The coding region runs from base 1 to 2355 and encodes 784 amino acids. The transcript is spliced from 4 exons. NCBI's taxonomy places the organism in Eukaryota, Metazoa, Arthropoda, Insecta, Coleoptera, Chrysomelidae.